Helobdella robusta is the source of this 318-nucleotide messenger RNA. RefSeq lists its product as hypothetical. Gene Ontology annotation, molecular function: structural constituent of ribosome. NCBI's taxonomy places the organism in Eukaryota, Metazoa, Annelida, Clitellata, Rhynchobdellida, Glossiphoniidae. The transcript is spliced from 3 exons. The annotation marks the transcript as partial. The record is from RefSeq and is a predicted model, not a curated record. Gene Ontology annotation, biological process: translation. Gene Ontology annotation, cellular component: ribosome; mitochondrial small ribosomal subunit.
CAAGUAAGAACUCGGUACAUAAAUUGGGCAAUGAGACGUGAUGUGAAGAGAAGAGCACUGGCAACCGAAUAUGCACCACUGAGGAUGAGAUUGGUGGCUUUGAAAAGAGCAAAGAUGUUACCAGAAGAGAUAAGAUCACAUGCUUCACAAGAACUCACAAUAUUGCCUAGAGAUUCCUGUCCUAACAGAACAGUCAACAGAUGCGUGCUAACAUCUCGACCAAGAGGAGUUGUUCAAACACAUAGAUUAAGCAGAAUAAUGUGGAGGCUCCUGGCAGAUUACAACAAACUUUCUGGCGUCAUCAGGGCAAAAUGGUGA